This is a messenger RNA of Cladocopium goreaui, 999 nucleotides long. NCBI's taxonomy places the organism in Eukaryota, Dinophyceae, Suessiales, Symbiodiniaceae. The record is from the annotation of a GenBank genome assembly.
AUGGGGCUGUUCUCCUUCGAGAUCCAGCCGGAGGUGACAUUUAGCUCCGGUGCCAAUGCGAGGCUCAGACAUCGCUUGCAGAGUUCCCGGUGCUUGGAACCCAUCCAGCUCAGCAGGUUGUGUCACUUCAGUCUUGGCUCCCUGACGCUAACAGCCACGCCUAAUCCUGAGCUACCCAUCAUGAGGGAAGAGAUCGACCUUAAUGGAACGUUGCUGGCCAUCGAUUGGUUGGACGCAGCACCGAAAGACGCGCCGAACGUGACACCUGCAGGGGUGCUGCUACUCUUCCCCGGCAUCGGCACCAAUUCGAGGCGAGGCUUCACUGGAAUGACUGCACAUCACCUGGCCAAGAGCUUUCCAAGGCACAAGGUUGGCGUGGCCGUGCUGCAGGGCCACGAUGGCUUGCCAUUGAAGUCGACCUGUUUUCCAGCGACGGCCUAUGUGAGCAUUGGGGACACUGGGCGCCUCAUCGAACAUGUCAGCCGCCAAUUUCAAGGUCUUCCAAUGGUGGUGGUGGCCUGUUCGAUUGGUGCAGCCCACUUCACGCACUGGGCUGGAUCCCAUCCCGAGAAGGUGAAGCAGUGUGGUGUGGUGGGUGCUGUCCUGGUGUGCCACGGCACCUCGGCAAGGCCCGCGGCAACAGCAGUGGAUUCCUCCGGGGCGGCGCCCUUCAUCUUGGAAGCCUAUCGGGACAUCCUGAGGACCAAUUUCCCGGACUUGACCGCCUUCCAAGAUAUUCCAGGCUUCGACCCUUCCAAGUUGUCGGCGGCCAGGACGCUUCGCGAAUGGGACGAGGCCGUGCUUCCGCUCUACGGCUUUCAGCGCCACGAGGACGUCUUGGACGCGGUGGAUACCACGCCGCAGAUGAUGCGCGCGCUGCCGAUGCCGACCGUCUUCCUGGGAGCGGCCAAUGAGACCCGGCGAUGGAGUGAUGGGAUGCCUACGGAUGCCUACGGAUGCCUAUGGAUACCCGUGGAUGAUGGAUGUGGUAUGAUGUGA